UUCCAAUUUUGAUUUGCACCAUCAUAUUCUUGCAGGUGCCCCCAUUACUUUUAGAGUCCUUAAGUAAGAAAAUAGUGGGAUUAAAAGUAUAGCUUAGAGCAACGACUGGGGUGGAGGUAGAGGUAGAGAAAGGGAAGAAUGGCAGCCAAGACAAUGAUGGUGCGUCCUUACGUGUUAUCACCCUCGACACUAAGUCAUGCUCUGCCAUAUUUAUUUGCUGGACUGAGGAAAAAACAGUUGGUAUUUGAGACUCAAAGCAUCAGAUUGGUGAAUAGCAGAGCAAGCAGCAAUGAAUGUAGGAACAAUCUGAGAUUGGAGCAAUAUGGUGGUUUGAGGAGAUUCACUGCUCGAGCCACAAACUUCAACAGUGCUGGCACCUUCGACUCCCCCCUCAUGCAAUCCAUGGAGAACAAAAUCAAGGAACAGCUAAAUGCUGAAUCGGUUAGUGUAAAAGAUGCUAGCGGGGAUGGUCGGCAUGUGAGCAUUGAUGUUAUCUCUUCAUCCUUUGAGGGACAAUCGGCUGUCAAUAGGCAGAGGAUGGUGUACAAAGCCAUAUGGGAGGAACUUCAAACCACAGUGCAUGCAGUUGAUCAGAUGACUACCAAAACCCCAAGUGAAGUUUCUCCUCAGAAGUGAUAUAUAUCAUUCUUUGAAUCUUGAAGAUCAAUAAGAUGCUACGCUCCCUUUGUGGAGUUUCCUUCCUGCAUUUCUUAUGUAACCUUUAAUAAGACCUUUAUUUGUGAAUGUUUUGGAUUUAUCAUCAUUGGCACUAGGCCGCUGGUUAAAAUAGGUGCAGCCAUUUCUGGAUUCUGAUAUUUUGAACUAGUUUUAACGUAGUUACGUAGGAUUUGGUUGUGGAUAAGUCUAACAUCACAGAAAGUAAAGAGCAAAAAGAUUUGCAAUCACUAAA
Molecule: messenger RNA, 910 nt
Organism: Prunus mume (Japanese apricot)
Lineage: Eukaryota; Viridiplantae; Streptophyta; Magnoliopsida; Rosales; Rosaceae
Source: RefSeq, a predicted model, not a curated record